Messenger RNA from Andrographis paniculata, 1051 nucleotides. RefSeq lists its product as uncharacterized. NCBI's taxonomy places the organism in Eukaryota, Viridiplantae, Streptophyta, Magnoliopsida, Lamiales, Acanthaceae. The record is from RefSeq and is a predicted model, not a curated record. Bases 303 to 737 code for a protein of 144 amino acids. The transcript is spliced from 2 exons.
AUAAACCCACAAAAGGGCUGUGAUGAAAAUGAACAACUGCAGAAACGAUCGAACACCUCUACCUCUCACUUUAUCCAUUUUCCCCUCUCCCUCUUCCUCUCCCUCCCCAGAUUGAUUUCUACUCCUAAGAUUGAAACAAGAUUCUUCCCAAAUCUCCCCACGGAUAAAUAGUGCUCUGUUUAUCCGUCGAUUCUCCCGAAUUUUUUUGUUGCAAAAUCCUCUCAAUUCCAUCCCCGCACCACCGUCGGAAAUUUCACAUUAAUCAGAGUUUCGCCGCCGGAUUUGGAGCCGUUUCUGGAAAUAUGAUGCGAAGGCAGCUGAAUAAUCAGCCGGAUUACUAUUCGAAAAUUUUCUACGACGUCUCCGCUUUGGUUCUCAAAGUUAUGCGGUCUCCGCCUCCGCCGUUCGAUUUCGCCGACCCGGCCGCGGUGGCGGUGCAUCGCCGGGGGCGGGAGGGACCGCCGUUUCACCAGAUUACGCCGGCCGGGUUCGCGUCGCUGCUGCUCGGAAUUUCCUUGGCUUUAAUGCUAUGUGGUUCGGUUACUUUUUUUCUAGGGUUCUUAUUGAUGCCUUGGGUACUUGUGCUGGUGGUGAUUUUGUACGUUGUCGGGAUAGUUUCCAGCAUCUCGAUGAUUGGGAGAGCCAUUUGGUGCCAUAAUUCAGCCCCAAUUUCGCCUAGAAAAGAUAUUCCCUUGGAAGCUUUUGUAGAAAGGCUUUCUGGUUACCGGGCAUCGUAAUGAUGCAUUCUGCAGCGACGCCUGCUUCCUGCAACAGCCCUUUCGACUCCCACGCCGUGGCAAAUGUGGAUAUUUAUAUAUAUAUAUAUAUAUAUAUAUAUUUGUCGGCUCGAUCCGUCGAUUCGGGUACUUGAAAAAGGUAAUGUGUGUAUAUGGUGACAUUUCUAUUUUAAGUAAAUGAAUGAGGGCUUCACUUACAUCAUUUGAAGAUGGAACAUUUCUUCAUUUGCCUGUUUUGCUGGUUGUAUUUGGAAUCACAAAACAUUCUCUAUUUAUGUUGGGGAUCAGGGUGUGUUUGUUUCUAUAUUUUGGUU